CCACUAUACGGCCAUUGUGUUUGAGCACUGAAGGGUUCAUUUAGUAUUCUCCAGCCAUCGAUUGCGCGAAUAUUUAAAGAGUUAUAAACCUACGGAGGAUUUAUAAUUAUCUAACGUGCCAAAUGCCGGCAGCAGAUCUGAAACAGAGCUCAAAUGUCAUUCCCUUCGCCUGGUGUUGAAUUACAAACACUCAUUCCUUCACACAUUUGAAUACUUCUCUGGCGAUUGCGGAUAGCGCUAAAGUUGAUUUAGACUAUUUAAAGGAUGCAGCUCAAACAAAAGACUGCAAAACCUGUUGGCCGGAAAGUGAGCAAAGCUCGUCCGAUCACAGUGAAAUUCCCAAUCCCCAAAUCUGCAGUGGGGAAGCUACGAACAUUGGCGAUCAGUAGAGACCAAAGGCUUUUGAAUUUAGGCGUUCUUGCUGUCCAGAUUAGACACGAUGAGAGCAUUGUUCUGGGGAUAGAGCUAGAAAAGACAAAAAAGAAAGCUAAAAGAGCAGCUGAAACCAAACACCCGGGAUUUGUGCAAAACAAGGCUGAGAUUUCUCAACAAAAUGCAAAUCUCACGAGCGGGAAUGCUGAAGCGAGUUUGAGUGCGAUAGCAGCGAAGGCGUCUAAAACACCAAUGAGUGUUGGAUUUCAUGGCAGUAAUUUAGACGUAUUGUUAGCGAAAAGUCAGGCUCGGAGAACCGGUGCAAAAAGGGGUCAAUCGAGUGCUCGGCCGAGAGGUAGGCCUAAAACCGGUGGAAGGCGAGGAAGACCGCCGACUCAGCCUCUUAGCGAACGUGACAAUCCUUACUUGAACGUUUCUGUUGGCGCGAGCACAUGGGAGUCAGUUUACAGGAACAUCGGGGCACCAAAUGACAGACGUGUUCUGAAGCGGUCAUUUAGUACAGAUAUUUCAAGUCUGCAGACGCCAAAAAGCACGCGCGAAAGUACCUCUAUUAGUCACUCUGAUUUGAAGAGAGCUAAGUCUUGUAGUCCCCCCGGUAGCUCACCGAUUUACUCGGAUCCUGACGAUGGUCUCAGCUCUGUCUCCAGUUCGCCGUGCUCCCACUCUCCGAUGAACUCAGACGAGCUUCUAAAUCUGUUCAUUGAUCAGAAGUUUAGUGCUACGUCUGUCCUUCGUCAGCUUGCAGAGAAUUAUACAGAAGACGGAUUUCAAUACCAGGAUAUAAAGAAAGAUGUGGAAGAUAAGGCUGGAAGGCAAGAAGGGGCGAAGGAGGGUUGUGGCUUGGAAUAUAUGCAUGGUGAUCCUGGCCAGGUUGUGGUCUCAUGCAUUGGUAAUUCUAAAGGAAAUGAUAAAGCCAUAGGAUCUACAAGCAGUGAUCAGCCCAUUCCUCCUUAUACUAAUGAAAACACCAGCUCAAGAAGAAGUGGUAUCAACAAUAUAAAUAUUGACAGACAGACCACAUCAGUAAGUUGUCCACCCAAUGUCUCAAGUGCUCCGCAAGACAUAGGACAGCAAAAGACAACAGUAGCAAGUAUAUCCUAUGAGUGUAACACAUCAGCUGGAGUUCCAACAUCACAAGCUUCUCCCACAGUAGCAAAGAAACCAAGAAGCUUUGCACAACUUGGGAUCUACCCUGCAUCGCUCGGAAGUGAGAUGUUAGAUUUAAACAGCACAAGAACAAGCAUGGCCCCAGCUCUUUCCGCUAUGCAGACGGCAAUGUAUGGUAACUAUACUGGUCUUAAUCAGUAUUACAGUCCUAGGCAAAUGGCCAGAGGUCCAAUCCAGAGUGUAGUGUACAAUGUGAACAAGCCUGUCACUGUCCUGUCACCGAGGAUGUCACGGCCUGGCCAUGGUCACUAUGCUGUUGCUGGUCAUAGUGAUGGCAUGACUGUGAUGAGCACAUGUACAAGCAGCUCGGUAAAUUCAAGCAAUUACCCAUCAUCAGGCUACUUCUCCCCGCUGACUUAUCCACCUUCAUUGGGUAACACAGGCAUGGUUGCAGUCCAGCCAGCAUUUCCAGGAAGUGUCAGUCAAGAUCAUGGAGCAAAUAGUUGUGGUGUAAGUACAGCUCCAACAAAAAGUGAUACACUUGCUGGCACUCCUCAGCCGGAACUGGGUGUGUCAGUUCCUGCUGAGACACCUGCACUGCCUCAGAAAUGUGCCAAGGUUGGCUCAGAAUAUAAUAAUACUUCCAGUGUAAAUGAUAACUCGAGAACAUCAACUAGUUCACCUGCCCAUAAUAAUACAAAAAGCUCAAACACAAGCCCUGUAGUUCUGGAUCAACAGGCAGGGAAUGUGGACCUCAAUAACAAUGUUAAAGACAACAUAGGUCCUCAGUGUACAUUAAGUUAUGUCUAUCCAAUGGGGACCAUUUGGUAUCCCUAUGUAGCUGUGACACCUUAUGCGAUGGUCGAUAACAACAAGAGCAAAAUCACCACAACAGAAGGUGACGAAGAGACAAAUCCAAGUAAUGAUACCAAUGCAAAGCAGUAUAUUGACCUGGCAGGAUCCAUGAGGUACUGGCAGCAACUUUCACUGUUGUACAAGAACAGGAUGCAGAUAGGUAAUGCAAACCUGUCAUUACCUGCCCAUCAAGGCUUUGUUAAUCCUAUGGCUGGACAGUCUUCUGGUACUAUAACACCUACUGAUGGUACCAACAAUGGGCUGAAACCAUCAGUACCACCCACAACCUUAUCACAGACAGUUUCUACAAGUAUUAGUAAAUCAGCAACAGCCACAACAGCAUCUGCACCUUCUUGCCAAGCCCGAGGAGAUUCACCAACAGGCAACGGAAAAGAUGAUGUUAUAGAAGAAAACAGUGCAGAUGCAGACAACAGUCUUCACAAUGCUGAAAAUGAAGAGGGCAGAGAUCCUGUCAAAGAGGAUAAUCCUUGUUCACAAAGUGAUCCUCCACUCGCUAGAGCAUCAUCUCUUGAAGAUUCAGACAUUGAGAUAAAACCCAUAGAUGGAGAUCAAUCUAACGAUAAGACACCUUUAGUAAGUGAUGACAGCGAUAAGACUGAGUGUCAGUCUGAUGAUAACAUGCAGAGCAAUACAGAGACUGAACCUGCUAAUGAGGCACAAUCACCUGACCAAGAGGUUGACAAUAUAGAGUGUGAUUCUCAAAAACAGCAGCCUAGCACCAGACGUGCAUCAAACUCACCCCCUGCUGAGCUGAGCUUUAUUCCAGAUAGCUCCAUUGAGCAUGUGAAUGUUGGUAACAACAGCAGCGGUACACAGACAACUGGAGAUUUCAAGAGAUCUGGAAAGGAUUUAAAAACAAGAUCCUCAAAAAGAAAGAAAUCAAGGAAAUAAUUUAUGAUAAGCAAAUCCAUACAUGUAACAGAGCUAAAAGAACACUAAUUAAUAACACGUUUAUGUACAAGGGUAUUGUUGUUUUGUUGGCAGAGCACGUUUUGUUGGACAUUGCUGACAUUGGUUUUUAAAAUGUGAAUCAAACUGGAUUCUUGAGGAUUGCAGUGAAUGCAUGGCUGGCAUUCAAUUUUAAGUCAGUUCUAAAUAUAAAAAAAUGUGUUUGAAAAUUUAUAUUUUUCUGAUCAGAAACUGUGAAUAAUUAGGUGUUAUUUGAUUUUGGUUUAUUUACGUUUAUGUACAAGGGUAUUGAUGUUUUGUUAGCAGAGCAUGUUUUGUUGGACAUUGCUGACAUUGGUUUUUUAAAUGUGAAUCAAACUGGAUUCUUGAGGAUUGCCGUGAAUGCAUGCAUGGCUGGCAUUCAAUUUUAAGUCAGUUCUAAAUA
Molecule: messenger RNA, 3709 nt
Organism: Nematostella vectensis (starlet sea anemone)
Lineage: Eukaryota; Metazoa; Cnidaria; Anthozoa; Actiniaria; Edwardsiidae
Product: serine-rich adhesin for platelets
Exons: 2
Coding region: 265-3267 (1000 amino acids)
Source: RefSeq, a predicted model, not a curated record